AUGCCGGAGACAUUCAACAAGGACAGCUACAGCAAUAGCAGUACCCAAGGGCCGGGCACUCCGGAGAUCGUGCGAAAGCGCAGGAACAACGUGAACCGGAACAACGCGAAGUGGAACGCGAUUGGGCUGCCAGCGGUCAACGGGGGAGCAGCUGCUUCAGGGGGUGCUGCCACCUCAAACGGGUGCAGCAGGAGCCUUCUCUCCGCCGUCGCGGGUCCCGGGGCCACGCGGAAUGGCCAUGCGGGAGAAAAAAGAGGGGGGGGAGGGGUGCACGGUGGCCAUAACCGGAUCGGAGACGCGUUGGUUCCGCUGGCUGGCCUGGAGGAGAGGUGGCCGGGGCGAAAGCAAGAGAUCUCGGAACUCGCGGGGCUCAUCGGGGAGUCGACGGACGGGGUGCCUGUACCCCCUCUGCUAGUCACGGGGCCCCCGUGCACAGGAAAGACUUCGGUGGUGAGGGCGGUACUGGACCACCGGGGGUGCUCCUACGCGUACGUCAACUGCGCAGAGGUCGUCCAGAGGAGAGAUCUGCUGGAGGUGCUCGUGGAGCAAGUGGCCGGCGGAUCGAGGGAUGACAUCCUCGCGGCCAACAGAGUCGACCGGACCUUCGGGGACGCAUCUACGGAGAACGGCCAGCCGUCGUCAUCAUCAUCAUCAUCGUCAUCAGCAACAGCAACAGCGACCGCAGCACCGGGCACUGCCGAGACGAGCAGGGAGCAAGACCUGGUCCUUGACGCAGAAGCGAGGGGGCAACAAGGCGCUGACCAGGGCUCACGGCAGCAGCAGCAGCAGCAGCAGCAACAGCGGAAGGGCCGAGGCCGUGGGCCGAGGUGCUCCUCCUGGAACGUCUUCUUCCGGCAGAUGGCGGCGCUGCUAGCCCGGCGCAGCCAGGCCUUACUCAACAAGAGCCCCACGACCCCCCCCGCCGCCGCCAGUGGCUGUAGCGGCGGCGGCGGUGGCGGCGGCGGCGACAGGGCGGCUUGCGGUAGCGUUUGCGGCGACGUCGGUGCCGGGGGGGCGGGAGGCGCGGGAAACCAGUGGCGAGGCCAAGACAUCCUGACCAAGCUGGCCAGCCUGCAGGGCAUGGUCGACUCCCUCGCGGGCUUUGCCGAGUCUUACUCGCGUGAAGCGAAGCAAACGCAAAACAUCAAUAAUCGGAUUUGCUCUUGGUGCAGGACUCCCUGA
This is a messenger RNA of Ectocarpus siliculosus, 1182 nucleotides long. NCBI's taxonomy places the organism in Eukaryota, Phaeophyceae, Ectocarpales, Ectocarpaceae. The record is from the annotation of a GenBank genome assembly.